CCCAUGGUUGCAAAUGAAUUUUUGGCGCACGCGAAGCGCUGAGUUCUUGGAAAUUGUUGCUAGUUGUUUGGUUAAUAAUAGCGCAAUUGAGCUGGACCGCAGAAUGAAACUGAGCACGACUUCGCACUCCGAGAUUGAGGGCGAGGGUGCCCAGAGCAAUGUGUUGUGUGACUCCGCGUCCGCUCACCUAGCCGCUGAUGAAGUGGCUGCGGGAAACGACGGGUCGGUGGCCAUCGAUGGCGACUAUGGCGAAGUCGCAAAGGACGCCGUCAACAGCACAGCAAUGCGCCGAAUGGUGAAAGCGAAUCCCGGUCAGGACGCCGAGGGGGCAGCAGCGGCGGAGGAGUCCGAUGCGGAAGUGGAGAACCAACGACAGACGCCAAACCAAAAGCAGCAGCGACUGCCCGUGGUGAACAGGAAACGCGAUCUAAUUAACUUGCAGUCGGCGCUGAGCCCCAAAUACAUUGGCUAUGCCAACGCCAACUCGCCCACGCCACUUUCCGAUUCCGAUGAUACGAUACGCACCACAAGGCGACGCGUCAACCAAGCUGUGUCUCUGAAUAACAGCAGUAGUACCUGCGAGACCCUGUAUCGCGACAAUGCUUCACCAAAGACCACCGGGGGAGGAGUAGGGGGUAGCAGCCAGCUGCUCAGCACCAACACCAAGAACUACAUGAGCCCCAUCGAGAAGCUGUUGAUCAAGAAUGGCGCUAGUUCACCCAACAGCACGGGCUUCGAGGCGGACGCCGAGGACCUGGCCAUCCGCCCAUCCGUUCGCAAGCAGCUCAAGCGCAAAAUGAAGCGCACAUCCAAAUCUAAGGUGUCCAUAGACAACGAAGCAGAGACUCUGGAAGAGAAGGCCAUAAAAAUAGAGCCAAACGAUGGGAAAGCCUCCGUGACGGAAGAAUCCUUAAAACUUGACACUGAAACUUCUACGAUCUCCAUUAAAUCUGAGACUGAGGCUGAUAAUGAAGAGGCCAUUGAGGUUCCUAUAAAGCAUGAGGAGGAUCUCAGCAUGGAAAUAGAUAUAAAACCAGCAGAAAGCACUCCCAGAGUUCUUAGUGAAGAACCUCAAGACUUGGACAACAGUCCUGAGCAACUGACCUUCGCCCUGCCAUUGUCCGCCUCUACAGAAGUGAACGUGAAAUCUCCGCCCGACUUGAGUUCCAGUGCACUCGGUGCCUCAGUCAAAUCCCCCUCCUCUGUGAGCAUAGAUAGUGCCAAAGGCCUCUCUAUAGUCACUGAUCCCGGUUGGCCCACUUACCAAGUGGGGGAUCUGUUCUGGGGCAAGGUCUUCUCGUACUGCUUCUGGCCAUGUAUGGUGUGUCCCGAUCCGUUUGGCCAGAUUGUGGGCAACAUGCCGAGUCAUCCGCAGCGCUCAUCCCUGGAUAAUGCCACGGUGCCCAUCCAGGUGCACGUGCGCUUCUUUGCUGACAACGGACGUCGGAAUUGGAUCAAGCCGGAGAAUCUGCUGACAUUCGCCGGACUCAAGGCCUUCGAAGAGCAGCGCGAAGAAGUGCGCAUCAAGCACGGACCGAAGAGCGCCAAACACCGUCAGAUGAUUCCCAAGCGGAACAAGGUCGUCAUUUGGCGCCAGGCCAUCGAAGAGGCUCAGAUCAUGACCGAGAUCCCUUACUGCGAUCGCAUCGAAAAGUUCUACCAGAUCUACGAAAGCGUCAUCACUCUUAACAAACAAAAGCGCAAACGAACCAAGUCUAUGAUGCAGGACACUUCAGACGUCGGCAGCAGUCUGUACGACUCCACGGACAAUCUGCACAACAAGCCAAUCACCCAAUUGCUGGCCGUGAAGCGGGAGCGUUCAGAGUCGCCCUUCAGUCCGGCUUUCUCGCCCGUGAAGAGCAAAAACGAGAAGCGGGCCAAGCGGCGUAAGUUAAGCGGUGGCACCGAGGCGGAUACUGGCAUGACAGUGACACCCUCUCAGACAGAAACCAGCUUGGAAAAACACCUUACGCCAGAGAGCUCUUCCCUUUACGAGAACCCCGAAUUCGAGCAACUGUUUGCUGCCAUAAAGGAAUAUGUGAUGGUGCACCGGUCCGAGGAAAAAGUGGAAAAGGUUCUUCUCGCCGUGGUCACCAAUAUCUGGUCCCUGAAGCAGAUCCAGUUGCGCGACCUCGAACGUGAUUUGGCCAGUGGCGAGGUGGAGCAGCCGUUGGGCUCAUCGGUGGUGGAGCGCGGCCGUGGUGUGGGCACAAUCAAACGUCUCUCGAAUCGCCUGAAAACCAUGAUGAUUCGACGCAGCAUGACUCCGGUUGUAGCACCUAGUCCAACGCCCGCUCUUUCAGAGCCAGAACGUCGUCUUUCAGAGGCGCCAAAGCCCAAGAAGCCCUUUAACCGGCCCAUCGAUGAGGUGGUCGAGGACAUCUUGCAGCUGGACAGCAAGUACCUCUUCCGUGGGCUUCACCGCGAGCCGGUGUGCAAAUACUGCUACCAGGCGGGCUCUGAUCUGCAGCGCUGUUCGCGCAAUUGCAGCAACUGGUUGCAUGCCGACUGCCUAGAACGCAAGGAGACGGGAGCUCCUAUGCCCAAGUUCGGCAGUCGUAAGACCACUGUUAUCUCACCCACAUCCAAGUCGCCGAGUCCCGAUGAGGACCACGUAACAGCCGAUGUCAAGGUGGAUGCCAGCGGCACUGAAUUGGUUUGCCACGAGUGCAAUAUCGGCGAACCGGAAGGCUGUGUCAUCUGCCACCAGGUUGAGUCGCCUUCUAAUGCUGUACUAGGCUCCCCGAUCAAGGAAGAGGAACCCUUAACGACUGCAACCGAAGAUAAGCUAAUGACCUGCAGUCAGCCACUGUGUGGCAAGCAGUUCCACAUAGGCUGCUGCAAAUAUUGGCCUCAAGCAAAUAGCAGCAAAAGCUCGGCCCGUUGCCCGCGGCAUGUGUGCCACACUUGCGUUUCUGACGAUCCCAGCGGCAAGUUCCAGCAGCUGGGUAGCUCCAAGCUGGCAAAGUGCGUUCGCUGCCCGGCCACCUAUCAUCAGGACUCCCAUUGCAUUCCAGCAGGCACACAAAUGCUAAACGCUACGCAUAUAAUUUGUCCACGUCACAACAUUGCCAAGGCGGAUGCGCACGUGAAUGUGCUGUGGUGCUACAUUUGCGUAAAGGGCGGCGAACUGGUCUGCUGCGAAACGUGCCCAAUUGCUGUGCACGCCCACUGCCGAAAUAUUCCAAUCAAGAAGAACGAGAGCUACAUCUGCGAGGAAUGCGAGAGCGGACGAUUACCAUUGUACGGUGAGAUCGUGUGGGCUAAGUUCAACAACUUCCGAUGGUGGCCGGCCAUUAUACUGCCGCCCACCGAGAUACCCAGCAACAUCCUAAAGAAAGCCCAUGGCGAGAAUGACUUUGUCGUGCGAUUCUUUGGCACCCACGACCAUGGCUGGAUUUCGAGGCGUCGCGUUUACCUCUACAUUGAGGGGGACACUGGCGAUAGCCACAAAACCAAGUCGCAGCUGUUCAGAAACUACACUACCGGCGUGGAGGAGGCGUCGCGGUUCCUGAAGAUUAUCAAAGCAAGGCGUCAGGAGCAGGCCAUCAGACGCCAAAACGGCGCCAAGCUUCAUCCGCCGCCAUAUGUUAGAAUCAAGGCAAACAAGGCGGUGCCGCCGGUACGAUUCACCCAGAAUCUAGAGGAUUUAAGUGCCUGUGACUGCCAGCCGAACGACGAGCAUCCCUGCGGUCCAGAUUCGGGCUGCCUCAAUCGCAUGCUUUUUAACGAAUGCAAUCCGGAAUAUUGCCGGGCUGGCGAUCGCUGCGAGAAUCAGAUGUUUGAGUUGCGCAAAUCGCCACGUCUGGAGGUGGUUUACAUGAACGAACGGGGAUUCGGACUCGUUAACCGAGAGCCCAUUGCCGAGGGUGAUUUCGUCAUCGAGUAUGUGGGCGAGGUGAUUAACCAUGCCGAGUUCCAGCAGCGCAUGGAGCAGAAGCAGCGUGAUAGGGACGAAAACUACUACUUCUUAGGCGUAGAGAAGGACUUUAUAAUAGAUGCGGGACCAAAGGGUAACUUGGCACGGUUCAUGAAUCAUUCGUGUGAGCCGAACUGCGCUACCCAGAAGUGGACUGUCAACUGCAUCCAUCGAGUUGGUCUAUUUGCCAUCAAGGACAUUCCUGUGAACACUGAGCUCACCUUUAAUUACUUGUGGGAUGAUCUAAUGAACGACAGCAAAAAGGUCUGUUUCUGCGGAGCAACUCGUUGUUCCGGCGAGAUCGGUGGCAAGCUCAGGGACGGCACACUCAAGGAAACAAACCCACAGACAAGCAAGGGAAAGAACAGUGCCAAACUGAAGCAGUUGCGUCGUUUAAAAAGUUCCGCUGUUCGCAUCCACAUUGCGGCUGGCAAGAAAGUUAAAAAGGCUCCCAAGGUUAAACACAUUAGUGCCGACGAUGAGCCAAUAGAACAGAUUAAGAAAGAGUAAUGAAUACCGAUUAGAUAAAAGCAAUAAUCGCUCAAUCAAUCUUUUUUUAAACAUUACAUUAUUGUUGUAUUAUGUAUAAUUAUUUUUAGCUUGCACAUGUAUUUAUUUCCGAAAAUUCACCAUUAUGUUUAGUAGACAAUUUGUCCACCAUAUGCGCCCUAGACCGAUGUUAUGAAAAUAAAGUGAAAAAAUUAUUUUGUAA
Messenger RNA from Drosophila rhopaloa, 4631 nucleotides. It is a transcript of the gene NSD, whose product is annotated as probable histone-lysine N-methyltransferase Mes-4. The transcript has 5 exons. Gene Ontology annotation, cellular component: nucleus; chromatin. Lineage: Eukaryota; Metazoa; Arthropoda; Insecta; Diptera; Drosophilidae. Gene Ontology annotation, biological process: regulation of DNA-templated transcription. The coding region runs from base 14 to 4429 and encodes 1471 amino acids. Gene Ontology annotation, molecular function: protein binding; histone H3K36 methyltransferase activity. The record is from RefSeq and is a predicted model, not a curated record.